AUGGAAUGCAACGGCUGUUUCAGUCGCAUACAUGGAUUCAUCCUAAUCCGGGCCCUAGCGCAACGUCCCGCUGGGACUCAAGGCGUCCUUGAGGAGAAGCUGCCCGCACUCGAAAUUCUCCGGAGGACUCACAUUUUACUACAGUGCGUCACAUGUCACCAGUUCAUCACCGUCCGCUUCGAACCAGCAUACAAAGAUUACCUCUUGGAGAGCGGCGCAACAAGAUUGCCUGAGACCAUGUGGCAUGAUAUGGAGGCGGGAAAUGGAGCUGGGCCGAAUGACCAAAAUCACGAUCCAAGGAAAAGAUUCAGUUCGGAUGUUGUUGAGCGGCACAGCAGGCUCAAUCGAAGAUUGGAUUGGCAGAGGCAGUUCAAACGUACGUUGAAAUGGAUAUUGAAGGAAGAGCGAAAGAAGCAAGAAGAUCAGCUGGGCGAGCUUGAUCAAUUGUUCCGGGAUGCGCAACAGAGCCGCGGGGAGGAGGUGACUGGCUUGCCGCAGGUAUCGGAGAUGGCGGUAUUUCUUGGAGCACCCCCUAACUGGCACGAUGGACUCGUGAGGACUGAGGCGGACGAUAUCCUAGAUGGUCUGGAGCGAGAGGAUCUGGAGCGAGAGAGCCUGACGCGAGAGGAUCUGAAUCCUAUGGUAGUGGGGACAGGUCAGCAAACGGAAUCUGGAACAGGAUCGAAGAGGGAGAGAGAAGAUGAGUCGCCGGAUUCUUCCCGCAAGAUGCGGAGGAGCGAUUCUGUCUAG
Messenger RNA from Didymosphaeria variabile, 750 nucleotides. RefSeq lists its product as uncharacterized. NCBI's taxonomy places the organism in Eukaryota, Fungi, Ascomycota, Dothideomycetes, Pleosporales, Didymosphaeriaceae. The transcript has a single exon. Bases 1 to 750 code for a protein of 249 amino acids. The record is from RefSeq and is a predicted model, not a curated record.